CCAAUCCUAUGAUUGGCCUAGACAUGGAUAUUCAAAGGAUAAAAGAAAAGAGAAAAGGCAAUUACAAUCUACAGUAGCUCUCUGAGUCCAGCCAUGAUGAACACAGUGAAGUACGGAAUCAUUGGAGUAGGAAUGAUGGGCAGAGAGCACCUCAUCAAUCUCCACCAUCUUCGUCACCAGCACGUAGCUGUUGUCUGCAUAGCUGAUCCUCAUCUUCCUUCCCAGCAACUCGCCCUUCAACUCGCCCAAUCCUAUGAUUGGCCUCUUCAGGUGUUCUCAGGGCACAGAGAGCUACUGGACAGUGGGCUUUGCGACGUUAUCCUUGUUUCGUCUCCGAACAUGACUCAUUAUCAAAUCCUCAUGGACAUCAUUAACCACCCAAAACCUCACCAUGUUCUGGUAGAGAAGCCCCUCUGUACUACCGUUGCGGAUUGCAGGAAGGUUGUAGAUGCUGCUAAAAAGAGGUCAGAUAUGCUUGUACAAGUUGGACUAGAGUACAGAUACAUGCCACCAGUUGCUAAGCUAAUUGACAUUGUCAAAGCCGGGUCUCUUGGACAAGUCAAAAUGGUGGCAAUUAGGGAACAUAGAUUUCCAUUUCUGGUUAAGGUUGACAAUUGGAAUCGGUUUAAUGCUAACACGGGAGGAACUUUGGUAGAAAAAUGUUGCCAUUUCUUUGAUCUUAUGAGGCUGUUUGCAGGUGCAAAUCCUGUUCGAGUGAUGGCCUCUGGAGCUGUAGAUGUUAAUCAUAAAGAUGAAGUCUAUGAUGGAAAAGUUCCAGACAUCAUAGACAAUGCAUAUGUGAUUAUCGAAUUUGAUAAUGGCUCAAGAGGGAUGCUUGAUCUUUGCAUGUUUGCUGAAGGGAGUAAAAAUGAACAAGAAAUAUCUGUUGUUGGUGACAUUGGAAAGGGGGAGGCCUUUGUUCCUGAGAGCAUCGUGCGCUUUGGUACGCGAGUGGCAGGAAGAGAUGGUGUCCAAACAUCGAAAGCUGUCGAUGAACGAAUUAAAUAUGAUGGACUGCAUCAUGGGUCUAGCUAUCUAGAACACCUUAACUUCCUAUCUGCAAUUCGAGCACAAGGGGAAAAAACUCCUUCAGUUGAUUUGCAGGACGGUUUGAUAUCGGUAGCUAUUGGGGUUGCAGCUCAACUUUCUAUUGAGAAGGGUCGAUUUGUUACAAUCAGUGAAGUCAUGGACGAGCAUUUUUAAGUAGGUGGUGUGCAAAAACGGAAGCAAACUGAAUUGUAGAACAUAAUAACUGAACCAAACCAACAAAUUUUGUUAGAUUCGGUUUUGGAGGUAAAAAAAUUCCAGUUCAGUUUUAGUACAUACUGAACCAAAAAGCCCGAACCGAACUGAAAAAUUUAACCAAACCUACUGGCUUUGGUUUGGUUUGAAAAAGUGUAUAUCCUUGUAAAUUUGCUCCGGUUUGACUUUGACAAAAAGCAGUUCGGUUUGGUUUACUGAAUGCACACCCCUAUUUUCAAGUGUUCCAUUAUAAAACUUGCUAUUAAUUACAGAUUUCAACUGUUUUUCUUUAUAUAUAUAUAAUUCAGUCUUUAAUGUUUCAA
Molecule: messenger RNA, 1565 nt
Organism: Mercurialis annua (annual mercury)
Lineage: Eukaryota; Viridiplantae; Streptophyta; Magnoliopsida; Malpighiales; Euphorbiaceae
Exons: 7
Coding region: 94-1203 (369 amino acids)
Molecular function (GO): nucleotide binding
Source: RefSeq, a predicted model, not a curated record